Molecule: messenger RNA, 2184 nt
Organism: Vitis riparia (riverbank grape)
Lineage: Eukaryota; Viridiplantae; Streptophyta; Magnoliopsida; Vitales; Vitaceae
Product: high affinity nitrate transporter 2.4-like
Exons: 3
Coding region: 2-1597 (531 amino acids)
Biological process (GO): nitrate transmembrane transport; cellular response to nitrate
Cellular component (GO): plant-type vacuole membrane; plasma membrane
Molecular function (GO): nitrate transmembrane transporter activity
Source: RefSeq, a predicted model, not a curated record
UAUGGCUGACAUACAAGGCUCCCCAGGAAGCUCCAUGCAUGGGGUUACUGGCAGAGAGCAAACCUUUGCCUUCUCAGUGGCUUCUCCAGCUAUCCCAACUGAUACUACUGCGAAAUUUGCCUUACCUGUUGAUUCUGAGCACAAAGCCAAAGUCUUCAAGGUCUUCUCCUUUGCCAAGCCGCACAUGAGAACUUUCCAUCUCUCUUGGGUCUCCUUCUUUACCUGCUUCGUCUCCACUUUUGCUGCUGCUCCACUGGUCCCUGUCAUCCGAGAUAACCUGAAUCUCAGAAAGAGUGACAUUGGAAAUGCUGGCAUAGCUUCAGUUUCCGGGAGUAUAUUUUCCAGGCUUGUCAUGGGCGCCGUGUGUGACCUAUUAGGCCCCAGAUACGGCUGCGCUUUUCUUAUGAUGCUAUCUGCCCCGGCUGUGUUCUGCAUGUCCUUCGUUUCAUCCGCCGAGGGGUAUAUAGCUGUCCGGUUUAUGAUCGGAUUCUCUCUUGCCACAUUUGUGUCUUGCCAGUACUGGAUGAGCACCAUGUUUAACAGCCAGAUCAUUGGGCUGGUUAAUGGCACUGCUGCUGGGUGGGGUAACAUGGGUGGUGGUGCUACUCAGCUCCUGAUGCCGGUGAUUUUUGAGAUUAUCUGUCGAGUUGGGGUGACCCCAUUUAUGGCAUGGCGGGUUGCCUUCUUCAUCCCUGGAUGCCUGCAUGUGAUUAUGGGGAUAUUGGUGUUGAGCUUGGGCCAAGAUUUGCCUGAUGGAAACCUUGGUACCCUGCAGAAGAAAGGUGAUGUUUCCAAAGAUAAAUUCUCUAAGGUUCUCUGGUAUGCCAUCACAAAUUACAGAACAUGGAUCUUCGUUGUUCUAUAUGGCUUCUCACUGGGUGUAGAAUUAACCGCCGAUAAUGUGAUCGCCGAGUACUUCUACGACAGGUUUGAUCUCAAGCUUCACACAGCCGGAACCAUAGCGGCCACGUUUGGGAUGGCGAACAUAGUGGCUCGACCCAUGGGCGGACUCAUGUCAGACCUAGCUGCCCGUCGUUUCGGCAUGAGGGGCCGCCUAUGGAACCUAUGGAUCCUCCAAACUCUCGGAGGAGUCUUCUGUAUAUGCCUGGGCCGAGCUAACUCACUCCCCAUCUCCAUCUCCUCCAUGAUCCUCUUCUCCAUUGGCGCUCAAGCUGCAUGUGGCGCCACCUUUGGAAUCAUUCCAUUCAUCUCUCGCCGCUCACUCGGCAUUAUAUCCGGCCUGACCGGUGCAGGUGGGAACUUCGGAUCCGGGUUGACCCAGUGGCUGUUUUUCACAAGCUCAAAAUACUCCACUGCAACUGGAAUCUCAUUGAUGGGGAUCAUGAUCGUGGCGUGCACACUCCCGGUGGCGCUUGUCCAUUUUCCGCAGUGGGGAAGCAUGUUGCUACCGCCCUCCAAAGAUGCAGUGAGGAGCUGUGAAGAGUACUAUUAUGGAUCCGAGUGGAACGAAGCCGAGAAGCAGAAGGGGUUGCACCAAGGAAGCCUCAAGUUUGCCGAGAACAGCAAGUCGGAGAGGGGCCGCCGUGUUGUCUCUGCACCAACCCCACCCACAGCUACACCGCCGGCGAGCGUGUAGCGUAGAAUUUGGGCAUUUGAAUUCCGGGCUUUGUCGUAUUUAUUAGCCACUUCUGGGCCUUUCAAAUGGCCGAUGGACCCAAGACUCUGGUCCAACAUUAGCCAUCUGUGUUGCACCAAUUAAAUCUGGGUAUGCUUUUAGUGAAAAAUUGUGCUAUAUAUUAUGACAAACCUGGUCCAAAUUCCCCUCCAAAUAAUCAUCUUAGGAAAAUGUUCUUGAAUGAGGAGUUGGUGGCACAAACCUUUUUCUUUCCUAGAACCGUUGUUCCAAGCAUAACAUUGUAUGGAUCGAAAAUGUACAAGUGGGUAUGAAAUAUAUUUGGACCCGGCCUGCAGGGCUAAAUGUGAAGAAGGUGAGUGUAAUUGGGCUGGGUUAGACCAGUAAUGGCCAAAACUUUUAAAAAGAUCGAGUAAACGGAUAGACGAGAGCCCAAGGCACUGAAAGGACCGAACUGUACUAACCUUAUAAGCCCCAAAGGGAGAACGGUAUAUACGAAUGAUUGCAAAUGAUGGUCAUGAUAACAUUUGGAUGGUAGAUCAUGGAAGAUGGAGACCCAUCAUUGGAUGGGUUGUAUAGACUAUAGACCA